Messenger RNA from Thalassophryne amazonica, 2286 nucleotides. It is a transcript of the gene tmem176, whose product is annotated as transmembrane protein 176. The transcript has 7 exons. The record is from RefSeq and is a predicted model, not a curated record. The coding region runs from base 120 to 902 and encodes 260 amino acids. Gene Ontology annotation, cellular component: membrane. Lineage: Eukaryota; Metazoa; Chordata; Actinopteri; Batrachoidiformes; Batrachoididae.
UUGCGCAGUGAGGAUGCGCUGAUGUCAGCGGUGUUUGCGCGUAAACUGAGCCGCUGCGCAGUCCUUCAGAUGAACGGCUUAAAAAAAAAUAAAAGUCAGACGACAGAAUAAUUCGUGGAAUGCCCUCAAAAACAGGAGCGGAAGUGAGGGAGGAGUUCUGCUCGAUCCAUCAAAAAGAGAGUGAGAGAACAAACUGUGAUCAACCAAAUUCUCCUGCACACCCCAAAACCCAGAAGUGGACCAAACAUCUCAGAUCUCCUCAUCUGUCCCAAGACAACAAGGUAAUGGCCGUGGCGGUCUCCAGGGAUCUGACGGUGCAGGUACUGGAGGAUGUGAAUGCUGUAAAGCUGACAGACAGACUGCAGGCUUUGCGUGAGGGCAUCCAGAAAGGACAGCCCAGAUGUCUUGGGGUGAGUCAGGUGAUGCUGGGCCUGAUGAUUAUGUCCUACUCCAUUCCUCUGCACUUUACAGAGUUCACUCAGUUGGUGACCCUGGGAGUUCCCUGGUGGAGCGGCACAUUGUUCAUCACAGCAGGAGCAGUUGCGAUAAUUUUGGAGAAGCAGUGCACCGUCAAGAUUUUACGAGUAUGUUUGUUGAUCAGCGUGGUGUCAGUCAUUCUGUCAGUUGUGGCUAUGAUCAUCUACAUCAUAGACAUCAGCAAAAAUCCCGUGGUUCCAUGUGGCAAGGUUUACCCCAACAGCUGUAGCCAACAACAUUACACUACGAGGAUGAGCAUUGGAUUGAAGUCUUACCUCUUUCUCUUCACUUUGACCCACACUGUCAUCUCCUGUGUCCUCUGCUUCAGUCUCUACAGGCAGAGACAAAGCUUUCAACAGUACAAUUCUCUCUUACAAGAUGCUCCAUCAACCCCCUCAGAGCUCACGCCCCCUGACAUCAACUGACCUACUGCUGGACCAUGUCGCCGGACAACAAGUCGGCAGUAUCACCAAUCAUCAAGAUGAUUGAUCAGCUAUCAGUUAGGUGGACUAAAGCUGAUUGAUCGAAUUUUAACUUGUGUAUGAGUGUAUUUACUUUAUAUCUACCAUAUUAGUAACCACUGUGAUAAACAAUAUGUCGCCACAAGUGUUAUGCUGUUUUUAUCAAAUCCUCUCAUUCCUUAAGUGGAAGAUUGUUGGAAAAGACUGGUGAACCUUCAAACACUACGUGGCAUGAAGACGAUAAGGGCAACAGCACUAGGACAUUUGACCUCAGUGACCUUGACUGUCAACCAAAUGAUUGAGCUCUUCCUGAUCUUGCAAGGGAAAUUGUGGAAUUCACCUAAGUGUGUGUGUGUGUGUGUGUGUGUGGCAUUUGAUCUGAAUUGGGUUGAAAAUCAAAUUCAUUGACCAUGACUUCAGCCAAAAUUUUGAAAAGUUUGGUGGGAUAAGGUCCUAGUAGGCUGGAAAACAGGCAGGGAGACUUACCUUGGCCCCAAUGACUGGUUCUUUGGCUAAUUUGACUUUGCUGGGAAAUUCCACUACCCACCUCCCAGAUGAAGCACAUUUAGUGCAAAUUGGAGUGAAGAAAUUUGGACUUUUGACCUGAAUGAAUGAUCGUUUACAAAUUUGACCUUCUCUGGGCAAUUCCAGAACUCACCCCAUAUGUGUGCUAAAUUUGGUGGACAUGGAGAGUGAAAAAACUUUGACCUCAAUUACCUUGACCACAAUGAUGGACCUCUAACAAAGUAGACUUCACCUGGGGAAGUGCAGAAUACAGUAUUUUCAGGCGUAUAAGUCAUACCUGUCAACAAAUGCCUCUUGAACAUAAAUAAACACAACAUAUAUAAGUUGCACCUUUUUCAGUAUUAUCAGUUUUUUUUUAUUUGGGAUUUUUGUGCAAUGUAGUAAUGUACUUCUUAUUUUGCCAUUUAUUUUCUUAUUACUGGAGUUUAUUUUGUUUAGUGCUUUGAUUCCUGGAAAAAUCAUAUCUAAAUACUUAUUCUAAUUAUUAUUAAUAACAAACACAUCAUUUUUCAGUACAAAAGUCUCUCUUUUCAGUAUAAGUCAUAGGACCUCCUGAACUAUUAAAAAAAAAGACUUAUACUCAGGAAAUUGUGUUUAUGUGACAGCCUUGGUAGACAUCAUUUAUUUUAAAAAUGACAUUUUACCUCAAUGACCUUAACCUUUGCCAAAACAAACCCUUUAAGGGGAAUUCUGAGGUUGACCAUCAUCCACAUGCCAAGAUUUGGUGGAAAUCAGCCAAACGACCUUGGGGGGAAUCGUGGAAUAAACAGACCAACAGACAGAUGAAAAAUUGCUCAAAUGAUAGUAUGAUUACAUUAUUAAA